UUACGGCAUUAAAUAAAAAGUGUACCAUCGUGUGAAUUUUCUGUCGAUAUAAAAUAAUUUUUUUGCGCAUAAAAUAAUAUUUAAAAUAUCCGAAAAUGUCAUUUGGUGGGCAACAAAACCAGCCUUGGCAAAGGAAAGGCGGAUUUUAUCAAGGUACUGGCCAGAAUAGCAUGUUUAUGCAGCAACAGCAACAGCAUGCAGCAUCGCAGUCUGCAUUUGGUCAUUCGGCCAUUUUUUCGCAAGGUGGUGCGGCACCCUCUGUGGCUUAUCCCCAACAGCGAUCCAAUACUUUGAAUCCCGUUGCUUUCCAGCAACCAAAUAAUGGUGGUCAAUCCGUGACAAAUUCUAUUGGCACCGUUACCAAAAUCAAUAAUGAUUGUGGUCUUAUUAACGAUGAAGUUUUCUUCUACCGCAAUGCUUGUAAGGGCGUUAUCCCGAAAUUGGGUGAUCGUGUCAUGUUUGAAGCUACGUAUUCUACCACCGGACAAUUUAAAUGGAAUGCUACCAUGCUUCAACUAAUGGGAAAUAACAUGGGUCAUCAAACUCAACAAUUACCAUCGCUAAUGGGUAAUAGUGCUGGUGGCAGGAGUGGAAGUGGUUAUAAUGCCGUACCACCGCCGAAUGAGUAUCAACUUGCACAAAUGCAAAUGCAACAACAACGCCACGGCUCACCACGGCAUUCCUCGCCCAUGCGUGGAGAUCGAUCGAUUGGACGAAAUGAUCGUGAUCGUGACCGCCGCGAACGUGAUCGUAAUAUUAGAUCUCGAGACAGAGAUGAUGACCUUGAGAGAGAGCGUAAACGUCGUCGAGGAGAUCCGGAAAGAAGUCGUGAACGCACAAUGUCUGGCAUGGGAAGAGGGCAUGAUAGAGAUCGUGAGCGUGAUCGUCCGCGCCCGGAAAGUAAGCCGGAUCUUGCUUUGGAGCGUAGAGAACGUGAGCGAGAUCGCGAACGUGAAAGAGAGCGUGAGAAGGAACGUGAACGUGAACGAGAAAGAGAGCGCGGCGAACGUGCUGAACGCAGUCCACAUCGUCCAGCAGCGAAGGGUCGACGAACUCGUGCUAUACGCCGAUAUGUGGUGCAAAUUCCAAAAAAUAUUUUGGCUUAUAAAUCGGCCGAUAUACAAGAAUUACGUCAACGUUAUGCAACACUCUACAUUCCAUCGGAUUUCUUUAAUGCCAACAUUUUAUGGCCGAAAGUUUUCACACCCGAAAAUGCUUUCUCAUUACGUCGUCCAUGCCAGUUUCAUAUUAUGCAUCGUAUAGUAGACUCACCAUUCAACGAUCAAAAUAAUGAUAUACUUGAACCAUCAGAUGCAAAUUAUUUAUAUUCUGCUAAAGUAAUGCUCAUGGCUUGCCCACCAAUCGCUGAUCUAUAUCAGAAAUGUUUUGAAGAUGAGGAGAACGAAAACGAACAACAUACCGUACAUCCAUCGCGUUUAAUUAGUUUCCUCGUUGGUACCAGAGGACGUAAUGAACCCAUGGCUAUUGGUGGCCCAUGGAGCCCUUCGCUUGAUGGCGAAAAUCCCGAUAAGGAUCCAGCCGUUUUAAUACGUACAGCCAUACGUACUUGCAAGGCAUUAACGGGCAUCGAUCUAUCACAAUGUACACAAUGGUAUCGCUUUGUGGAGCUUCAAUAUCAUCGUCAAGAUCACAAGAAGAAGGAUGCCGCCGCGCGUAUUGAAACUGUAGUUAUUUAUUUGCCAGACGUGCAUUCCUGCAUGCCGAAUGCAACCCAGUGGCAAGAGCUGAAUCAAGUCUACAAGAAUGCUGUUGAAAAUUUAAUCGCACGCAAAAGUGCCGCUGCAAAGGCGGCAGCUGCUACUAGUAACACCACUGGUGGUGGCACUGAGGAAGAAGGCACUUCCUCGCCAAAAGCUGAGGUCGGCGGUGAAGGUGACGAUGCAACAGCAGCUGACACUUCGAAUGCUGAUGUUACCAAGGAUGACGCAAACAAGUCUGUGGUUGAUGAAGGCGCAACAGCUGAAAGCGGGGAUAUAUCAACAACUAAUGGUGAAGCUGAUGCUGAUGCUGAUUCUGCUGCGGAUACUUCAGCGGAAGUGAUUGCUAUUGAGGAGGUAGAAAUAAGCGCUGAUGGUGACGACAGUGACGAUCUAAAGAACGACCAAAAGGAGCCUACACACUAUUCCAAACUGGACUUGAAAUCAAUGAAGGUGCGGGAAAUGCGCGAUGAAUUAGAAGCACGUAAUCUUCCAUCAAAAGGUGCACGCCAUAUAAUUAUGGCACGGUUAGCAAAGGCAUUGAACACGGAGAAGGCAGAAGAUAAGAGUUCUAAAAAAGCAACGCCGAAGAGUGAACCGGCUAAAAGCGAGGCUGCAAAAGGUAAACCUGCUAAUGCUAAGCCAGCAAAAGUAGCCGAAGCUAACGAUAAGAAGGUAGAACAGCAAAAAGAAACGAAAAAGGAAACAGUUGAAAUAAAAGAAGAAGAUAUUGAUAAAAGCAACGACGAAGAGCAGGAAGAUCAAGAAGAAUGGAAUGAUGUCGAUGUUGAUAUGAGUGAUAUUGUCAUCCUUGAUGAGUAUGAUUCAAGCAAAAAUCCAGAGGAAACCCCUAAAGAAUUAAAUGAGAAGGAGAAAAAUCAAUUGAUUCGCCGUUACAAACUACCAACUAAAGAACAUAUUAUCGUACAUCCGAACAAAACCGCUAAAGGUGGUAAAUUUGAUUGUUCAAUAAUGUCCUUAUCGGUGUUAUUGGACUAUGGUCCUGCGGAUACAAAGGAACGUUUCUUUGAGGUAUCCAUUUUCGCGGAAUUAUUUAACGAGAUGUUAAUGCGUGACUUCGGUUUCAAUAUCUACAAAGAGAUGUAUCUCUUCAAAGAAGAAAAUAAUGAGUCAACAGAUGCCGAUAAAAAAGAUAAAAGUGAAGAAGGCGGCAGUAAUGGUGGCGCUAAAACAGAGGAUGAUCAAGUUAUGGAAGUCGAUGAAGAGUCAAAAGUUGCUACAACUGACAACAAGACAACAAAUGCUGCCACUGCCGAUAAAUCCAUAUCAGAACGUAGAGCUUCGAAACGUAGUGUUGAUACUGAGGCAGACGCUGAGGCAGGCAAAGCAAGUAGCGAUCGCAAGCCCAAGUCCACCGGUGCAAAUGGCAAGGAAAAAGAACGUGAGCACGUAUCGGACAAAAAAAUGGUUGUCGUAAAGCCACAACUUUUGCUCUCUUUCGUCUACUUUGAUACCACCCACUGUGGUUAUAUAUUUGAGAAAGAUUUGGAAGAUUUAUUCACUAUAUUAGGUUUGAAUUUGUCGCGUGGUCAAAUAAGACGUGUACUCGGCAAACUCUCUAUUCGGCAGGCAUUCUAUUAUCGUAAACUUACUGACAGAGAAGAGUCGGUUGAAGCGCCGCCCAAAAUUGAAGACGCAGACGAUAUACCCAGUGAAGAAUUGAAGAAAAUUGCACAAGGCAACAGCAUCUAUAUACCAGAGGUAAAGGAGUUUGGUGGUGAGGAGAAUGCUAUCAUCUCUAAAAAGGAAUCGUCUGAUAACGACGGUCUAGUCACCUAUAAAGGUAUAGUUAUACACGUUGGCAAAUUGUUAGAGCAAAUUAAGCGCACUGAAAAGAACUAUGGUGAUUUAGAAAAAUUAUAUAACGAUCUGCGAAAACAACAUACAGACCUGCAGCGUGACAAUUCGAGAUCCAGUAAUAAAGUAAAAGAAUUGCAAACCGAAGUAAAGAGUUUGAGUCGUAAACUCUCCGAUACAGAUCAAGAUUUAUUCGCGCUAAAUCGAAAGUAUCGUGAUCAGCAUGCUACGCUUUCGGUUAUCUACAAUCGUGUAGCGCCAUACUUUGCACGUGAAAAGGAGAAGGACCACAAACCGGAGAGCACCCGCGAUAAAGAGUCAGAUAAGGAUAAAGACACGAAAGACAAAGAGAAGGAUACGAAGGACAAAGAUAAAGACAAGGAAAAGGAUGUAAAGGAUAAGGAUGCAAAAGAUAAGGCAAAAGAAAGUUCAAAAUCCAACAAGGAUAAAGAGAAAGAAAAAGAGAAGGAGAAGGAAAAAGAAAAGGAUAAGGGGAAGGAAAAGGAAAAGGAAAAGGAGAAGAACAAAGAAAAAGAAAAGCCCAAAGAGUUAGGCAAAGAUACUAAGAAGAGCACUAAAAGUAACGACUCAAAGGAUAAAAAGGAAGAAAAGGAUGACAACAAAGUUGAUGAAACAGCAGAGGAAACUGCUGCUAAUGACCAAAUGGAGGAGGCUGAUGAAGAAGACCAACAGGAAGUAGUAGAUUUAAUGGAAGACUAAAAAUGCAUUUAAUUUAGAAGUCACAUUGGCAUAUUUAGAUGUAACAUGAAAAAAGCAUAAUAAGAGUAAUUAUCGAUUUAUGUGAAUUGGGAAAUAUUCUUUAAAAAGAAUUAUUAAUCAAUUAAUUAAUUACUUUUCAUAACGACUUGUAUGUGUAGAUACCUUAGGGUAAACUUUGAACGCUCAUUAAAACCUGCGUAACACACACACGCAUAUAUGUAUUGAGUGAAUUUACAAAACUUUGAUUUAAAUAAAAAGCUACAUGGGUUUGCUAACAUAAAUUG
Messenger RNA from Ceratitis capitata (Mediterranean fruit fly), 4540 nucleotides. RefSeq names its product cell division cycle and apoptosis regulator protein 1. NCBI's taxonomy places the organism in Eukaryota, Metazoa, Arthropoda, Insecta, Diptera, Tephritidae. Gene Ontology annotation, cellular component: nucleus. The record is from RefSeq and is a predicted model, not a curated record. The transcript is spliced from 13 exons. Gene Ontology annotation, biological process: regulation of DNA-templated transcription. Bases 96 to 4256 code for a protein of 1386 amino acids.